Messenger RNA from Silurus meridionalis, 9360 nucleotides. It is a transcript of the gene myo5aa, whose product is annotated as myosin VAa. The transcript has 42 exons. Gene Ontology annotation, biological process: actin filament organization; vesicle transport along actin filament. Gene Ontology annotation, molecular function: ATP binding; microfilament motor activity; actin filament binding. The record is from RefSeq and is a predicted model, not a curated record. NCBI's taxonomy places the organism in Eukaryota, Metazoa, Chordata, Actinopteri, Siluriformes, Siluridae. Gene Ontology annotation, cellular component: myosin complex; actin cytoskeleton; vesicle.
AGAGAGAGAGAGAGAGAGAGAGAGAGACACGCCGACUGAGCAGAAGAACAGAACGGAGGAGAAGAACUGCUUCAUGCCCGAACACAAACCCGCACAUUAGAGUCAGACACAGAGUCCAGAAUUCAGAGGAAGAGAGAGGAACAGAAGACGGGGGAGGAGGAAGAGGAGCUGAUGUUCACCUAACUGAGAUUUAGAGAGAGAGAGAGAGAGAGAGAGAGAGAGAGAGAGAGAGAAUCAUGGCUGCGUCUGAACUCUAUACAAAGUAUGCUCGGGUGUGGAUCCCCGACCCUGAGGAGGUGUGGAGGUCAGCAGAGCUCACCAAAGACUACAAACAGGGGGACGCAACGCUGCAUCUGCAGCUGGAAGAUGGCAAGGAUCUGGAGUAUAAGUUGGACCCGAAGACGAAAGCUCUGCCUCACCUGCGCAACCCCGACAUCCUGGUGGGAGAAAACGACCUGACGGCUCUGAGUUACCUUCACGAACCGGCCGUGCUGCACAACCUGAAAGUGCGCUUCAUCGACUCCAAACUCAUCUACACUUACUGCGGUAUUGUGCUGGUGGCCAUUAAUCCGUAUGAAACACUGCCCAUUUAUGGCACAGACAUCAUUAACGCUUACAGCGGACAGAACAUGGGGGACAUGGACCCUCACAUAUUCGCUGUGGCUGAGGAGGCGUACAAACAGAUGGCCAGAGACGAGAGGAACCAGUCCAUCAUUGUCAGUGGAGAGUCCGGCGCUGGAAAGACGGUUUCAGCCAAGUACGCAAUGCGAUACUUUGCUACGGUUAGCGGUUCAGCCAGCGAGGCUAACGUCGAGGACAAAGUGCUGGCCUCCAACCCCAUCAUGGAGGCCAUCGGGAACGCCAAAACCACCAGGAACGACAACAGCAGCCGCUUUGGGAAGUACAUUGAGAUCGGAUUCGAUAAACGCUACCACAUCAUCGGAGCUAACAUGAGGACGUACCUGCUGGAGAAGUCGCGAGUCGUGUUUCAGGCGGAUGAGGAGAGGAAUUAUCACAUCUUCUACCAGCUCUGUGCCUCAUCCCUCCUUCCUGAGUUCAAGAGCCUAAAUCUCAGCAGUGCAAAUGAAUUUCACUACACCAAACAGGGACGAAACCCGGUUAUUGAUGGAGUGGAUGAUGCAAAGGAGAUGUCUACCACUAGGAAUGCCUUCACACUGCUGGGCAUUAACGAGUCGUAUCAGAAGGGGCUGUUCCAGGUCCUGGCGGCCAUCUUGCACCUGGGCAACGUGGAGGUGAAGGAUAGAGAUGCAGACAGCAGCAUGAUACCGCCCAAUAACAGCCACCUGAGCGUGUUCUGUGAUCUCCUGGGCGUGGCCUAUCAGGACAUGGCUCACUGGCUGUGCCAUAAGAAGCUGAAGACGGCGACCGAGACGUACAUUAAACCCGUUCCCAGGUUGCAGGCCAUGAACUCCAGAGACGCUCUGGCCAAACACAUCUACGCCAAACUCUUCAACUGGAUCGUGGAGCACGUCAACAAGGCGCUGCACUCGUCCGUCAAACAGCACUCGUUCAUCGGCGUGCUGGACAUCUACGGGUUUGAAACCUUUGAGAUUAACAGCUUUGAGCAGUUCUGUAUCAACUACGCUAAUGAGAAACUCCAGCAGCAGUUUAACAUGCACGUGUUUAAGCUGGAGCAGGAGGAGUAUAUGAAGGAGCAGAUCCCCUGGACGCUGAUUGAUUUCUACGAUAAUCAGCCCUGCAUUAAUCUGAUCGAGGCCAAGCUGGGCGUGCUCGACCUGUUAGACGAGGAGUGCAGGAUGCCGAGAGGUUCAGAUGACACGUGGGCUCAGAAGCUCUAUAACACUCAUCUGAAGACGUGUGCACUUUUCGAGAAGCCGCGUAUGUCUAAUAAAGCCUUCAUCAUUCAGCACUUCGCAGACAAGGUGGAGUAUCAGUGUGAGGGAUUUUUGGAGAAAAACAAGGACACGGUGAAUGAGGAACAGAUUCAUGUUCUGAAGGCCAGUAAGUUCGACCUGCUGGUGGAGCUCUUCCAGGAUGAGGAUAAAGUGACGAGUCCAACAGGAAUUGUUCCUGCCCCUGGGGGGCGCACUCGCCUCAGCGUCAAACCCAACAAGGGCAAACCGGACCAGGCCAGCAAGGAGCACAAGAAAACCGUGGGCCUACAGUUCCGUAACUCUCUCCAGCUGCUGAUGGAGACCCUGAACGCCACGACACCGCACUACGUCCGCUGCAUUAAACCCAACGACUACAAAUUGGCCUUCACGUUUGACCCGAAGCGGGCGGUGCAGCAGCUGAGGGCGUGUGGAGUCCUCGAGACCAUCCGCAUCUCCGCGGCAGGAUUUCCAUCCAGGUGGACCUAUCAGGAGUUCUUCAGCCGCUAUCGUGUGUUGAUGAAGCAGAAGGACGUUCUGGCCGAUAAGAAAAUGACCUGCAGGAAUGUUUUGGAGAAACUGGUGCAGGACCAGGAUAAGUACCAGUUUGGAAAGACGAAGAUCUUUUUCCGAGCUGGUCAGGUGGCGUACCUAGAGAAACUCCGGGCCGAUAAACUGCGAGCCGCCUGCAUCCGCAUCCAGAAAACCAUCCGCUGCUGGCUGGAGCGCAAGAAGUACCUGCGCAUGAAACAAGCUGCCGUGGUCAUCCAGAGAUACGUCCGUGGAUACCAGGCCCGAUGCCUGGCGAAGUUUCUGCGCCGAACCCGAGCCGCCAUCAUCAUCCAGAAGUACCAGCGCAUGUACAUACAGAGAACCAGCUACAGGCGCAAACGCAACGCCGCCCUCGCCAUGCAGUGUAUCCUCCGAGCGUACAUGGCUCGGCAGCAGUACUAAGCGCUGCUGCGUGAACACAAAGCCAUCAUCAUCCAGAAGAUGGUGCGCGGCUGGUUGGCGCGUCGGUGGUAUAAGCGUUCUUUGGAGGCGCUGGUCUACCUGCAGUGCUGCCUGCGGCGCAUGAGGGCCAAGCGCGAGCUCAAGAAGCUGAAGAUCGAGGCGAGGUCCGUGGAGCAUUACAAAAAACUCAACAUCGGCAUGGAGAACAAGAUCAUGCAGCUGCAGCGUAAAGUCGAUGAGCAGCAUAAGGAGAACCGUGUUCUGGGUGAGCGUCUGAGCGGGUUGGAGCACGCCCACGCCACCGAGAGCGAGCGUCUGCGAAAGGACCUGACUCGCUUACGCGGCGUGGAGGAGGAGGCAAAGAACAACGCUAACAGAGUCACCACGCUGCAAGAAGAGCUGGAGAAACUGCGCAAAGAUCUGCAGAACACGCAGAAGGAGAAGAAGGCCAUCGAGGACUGGGCAAAGACCUACCAGGAUGAGAUGGAGAAGAUGAUCUCUGAGUUAAAGGAACAGAAUGAUCUUUUGAAGAAUGAGAAGAACGACCUGAACCGUCUGAUCCAGGAACAGAGCCAACAAUGGACAGAAAAGUUGCAGAGGUCUCUGAAGGAGGAAACAUCUCAGCUGGAAAGCGAUUUAAACGAGGAAAGAUCUCGAUAUCAGAACCUCCUCACAGAGCACCUGAGACUGGAGGAGAAAUACGACGACCUCAAAGAAGAGAUCUCGCUCAGCUUGAACGUCCCCAAACCGGGCCACAGGAGAACCGACUCCACACACAGCAGCAACGAGUCCGAAUACACCUACAACUCUGAGUUCACUGAGGCUGAGGAGGGAGCACGAGGAGCUGAGGAUGUGACCAAAGGAGCAGCGUUGGACAUGGCUUUGUUCCUGAAGCUGCAGAAGCGAGUGACUGAGCUGGAGCAGGAGAAACAGGGCCUGCAGAAUGAACUGGACCGAAAAGACGAACAGUUUCAGCGGGCUAGAGCCAGGGAUGAUGAAGAGCAUAAAAAGGCUCGCGGUGCUGAGUUGGAGUACGAAUCUCUUAAGCGUCAGGAGCUGGAGUCGGAGAAUAAGAAACUGAGACACAACCUGAGUGAGAUGCAUCAGACUUUGGCAGGAAAAGACGGCUCCACGUCAGCCUACAAGGUCCUGAUGGAGCAGCUAAACUCCGCCAACGAGGAGCUGGAGGUCCGGAAGGAGGAGGUGCUCAUCCUGCGCUCGCAACUCGUCAGCCAGAAAGAAGCCAUGCAGCAUAAGGAUGAGAAGGAGACCAUGACAGAGCCACUGCACUAUGUGGAGGAUGUUCACAAGCUCACAGAUGCUAAAGAAAUCUCUCAGGCUUACAUGGGCCUCAAGGAUACCAACAGAUCUCCUCUCCCUGAUAUGCGUAAGAUGAAUGAGGAUGGAGAGCUGUGGCUGGUGUAUGAGGGCUUGAAGGAGACCAACAGGUUGUUGGAAUCCCAGCUGCAGGCUCAGCGGCGCUCUCAUGAGGCUGAGCUGGAGUCUCUGAGAGGAGAACUGCACUGUGUGAAGGAGGAAAACCAGAGACAGCAGCAGCUCCUCACACAGAACCUCCAGCUUCCUCCUGAAGCUCGAAUCGAGGCCAGUUUACAGCACGAGAUCACACGCCUCACUAACGAGAACCUGGACUUUCCAGUUGAGAACCCAAAGGUCUACAAAAUCAACAUACUGCGCAGGAUAAUUGACCUUAUGGAACAACUGGAGAAACAGGACAAGACGGUUCGCAAGUUAAAGAAGCAGCUGAAAGUAUUCGCCAAGAAGAUCAAUGACCUGGAAGGUGGCCAGGUGGAGAACGUUUCUCCGGGUCAGAUGGCUGAUGAGCCGAUCCGUCCAGUCAACAUUCCACGGCGAGAGAAAGACUUCCAGGGAAUGCUGGAGUACAAGAAGGAGGACGAACUCAAACUGGUCAAGAACCUCAUUCUGGAAUUGAAGCCCCGUGGUGUGGCAGUGAACCUGAUUCCCGGUUUGCCAGCCUACAUCCUCUUCAUGUGUUUACGACACGCCGACUACAUCAAUGACGACCAGAAAGUCCGUGCGCUGCUCACCUCCAUCAUCAACAGCAUCAAGAAGAUCCUCAAAAAGAGAGGUGAUGACUUUGAGACCGUAUCGUUCUGGUUGGCGAACACGUGCCGCUUCCUGCACUGUCUGAAACAAUACAGUGGAGACGAGCAAUUUAUGAAGUUUAACUCGUCGAAGCAGAAUGAACACUGUCUGUCCAACUUUGACUUGGCGGAGUAUCGGCAGGUUCUGAGUGAUUUGGCCAUUCAGAUUUACCAACAACUCAUCAAGUGUAUGGAGAAUAUCCUGCAGCCCAUGAUCGUCUCCGGGAUGCUGGAGCACGAGACCAUCCAGGGUGUGUCUGGCGUGAAGCCCACCGGUCUGCGUAAGAGGACAUCCAGCGUAGCAGAUGAGGGAACGUUCACACUCGACUCCAUCAUCCGCCAGCUCAACUCCUUCCACAGCAUCAUGUGUCACCAUGGUAACGACCCCGAGCUCAUUAAGCAGGUGGUCAAGCAGCAGUUCUACAUCAUUGGUGCCGUCACACUAAACAACCUGCUGCUGCGCAAAGACAUGUGCUCCUGGAGCAAGGGCAUGCAGAUCAGGUACAAUGUGAGUCAGUUGGAGGAGUGGUUGAGGGAGAAGAACCUGAUGGUGUGUGGUGCGAAGGAGACUCUGGAGCCUCUGAUUCAGGCAGCACAGCUACUGCAGGUCAAAAAGAAGACCGAUGAAGAUGCUGAGGCCAUCUGCUCCAUGUGUAACUCAAUGAGUACUGCUCAGAUUGUGAAGGUGUUGAACCUGUACACUCCUGUCAACGCCUUUGAAGAGCGAGUGUCUGUAACAUUCAUACGAACCAUACAGAAUCGCCUGAGGGAUCGCAAAGAGUCCCCUCAACUCCUGCUCGACACGAAGGUAAUCUACCCCGUGACCUUCCCAUUCAACCCAUCCUCCCUCGCCCUGGACACCAUUCAGAUCCCUACCAGCCUCAACCUGUGCUUCCUCAAUCGCGUCUAAGAUCUGACCAACGUUCCUCCUCGGCCAAUCACGUCACGGCGCUGAGAUGAAGAGGAACUCGUGCUUGGACUUGAACGCAUCCACAUCCGUCACUGAGAAUGAAUAGAUAGACUUCAUGUAAUGUCACACACACACACACACACACACACACACACACACACACACAUGGGGUUCACCACCACCAUUUUAAGUGGGAAUGUACCAUAUCAUAAAGAACUGGGGGGGUCAUAACGGGUCAUAAUACUGUUACCCUGCUAUUGGUUUAAUCCCAGUCUAUUCUCUUGUACAGUAUAAUUACAUAGUAAUCUAAGAUUCAAUACGACGCUUCAGGAUGUUUUUAUUUAUUGCUCUCGGCUGCACUCUCGCCUCGCUUCUGCUCUCCUCGUCAGAUAGUGGUUGUUUCCGGAUCUUGGAUCUUGGAAGUAAAUAAAAGACACGUAUGUAGUCCUCUAUUUAUGUCCAUAUCAGAUAAAUAAUGUAGAGUACUUUUUAAAAUGGCGCUACACUCAUGUCUGUGUGACAGUCGUGUGUAGGUGUGUGUUUGUUAGUCAGUAGUUUUAGCUCACUAGAUAUUUACGUCUUGUAUGACGAUGAUGAUGAUGAUGAACCUGCACUUUUUGUUGUUUUUUUGUGUUCAGUCCUCAGCAUUCCCACCUUCUUCAUUACUCUAGAUCUAAAUAUCUGGUCUAGAAGUUUGGAAAGUUUACAUUCCGUCUUGUUUUUGUUUGUUUGAUGCACAUCGAUCAAUCGGAUGCAACCAGCCAAUCGAAUGCCUGCUUCACCAACCAAUCAUGCCCCCCUUACUAUCCUGCUAAAUAGUGACACAACUCUGACUAUACACUCUCUGGCCAAAAGUUUGUGGACACCAGACCAUAAGAUUGGUUUGUGUAUUUUUUGAACGUCCCAUUCCACAUUAGGUUCCUAUUAGUAUGAGGAGAUGGGAGCUUAAUGGUUAAGGCAUUGGACUCCACUCGUCUGGGAAGAUGUUCCACUAGAUGUUUUGGGGAUUUAUUCAGCUAUAAGGCUGUUAGUAAAGUCAGGUAGUGAUGUAGGUGAGAAGGUAAGGAGGCCUGGGGUGCAGUCAGCGUUUACAUUCAUCCCAAAGGUGUUCAAUGGGGUUGGAGCUCAUUAGCAGGAGAUCUUCCACUCUAAAACAUGGAAAGCAGAUCUUCAUGGAGCUGUUUAGGGGCUCCCAGUUAAAGUGAAGGUAAAAUUUAAUACCACCACAUACAAAGAUGUCCUAUACAAUUGUGUGUCUCCAGUUUUUUUUGUACAAACAGUUUAUUGAAGAACAUAAAUGGCGGGGAAUGUCGGGUGUCCCAAUACUUGUGGCUAUAGAGUGUAUAAUGAUUGGUUAGUCAGAUAGCUGACAUCACGCUACGCUAUUGCUCUAACAGCAGCAGUGCGUUGUCAUUUCACGCUUAGCAACAAAGACAAAGACAAAGAGGGGUUUGUGAUGUCGUAGGAUUCAGCUAAUUUCAUAAUCAGAAUGUAAAAUCCUAAAAAAGCCAAAUUUCUCCAAAGUUAUUUCUUUUAAUUUUUUCAUUGGCAUGUAAGGCUUCUCUUUUUUUCUUCUUCAAUUUCAUACAGUAUUAAAGCGUUUCACUACGACACCAUGUUCUAAUGAAACUGUACACAUCAAUCAUUAUUAUAUAAAUAUAAUAGUGUAAUAUGGCCAGGGUUUGUUUUGUUUUUUUUGUACCAGAGAGACCAAUGAACAAGAUCCCCAUACACACACACACACACACACACACACACACACACACGCCCGCCCAUGCUUAUCGCUUGAUAUUAAAUGCCUUACUCUGUUCAGCAUUGGUGUAAAGUGAAGGUGAAAUUUUCUAAUUGUGUUUCACUAGUGUGUGUAUGUGUGUGUCUGUCUGUGUGUUCUAUGACUAACAGAAGAAAAUAAUUAAUGUAUAAGACAGCUGGAUGAGUUGUACAGGAAGUGUUAGUAUUGUGUGAUAUUUAUUGUGUAUUGUUUACUACAGUUCUGCUGAUCAGGCCUUACUAUGCAUUACAAGCAUACGGUCGACAUCAUUUCCUGUUUAGUUUUGAGUAUAUAGAGUAUUAUUUCCUGUGUGAAGCUGCAAAAUGAGUUAUCUUUUCAUGCACUUUCAGUUUAUUUAGUUUGGGAGAGGAAUUUAUUUAUGGAUGCACCGAUCUGAUAUCCAUCAACCAUAUUGAAAAAUAGGGCAAGAAUAUUAUUCAAAUAAUAAUGCAUAGAAAAUUAAUAAUGAAUUGAAUAUAAGAUGAUAAAAGUAAAAAUAAUAAAUAAAAUAAAUAGUGUGUGUAUAUAUAUAUAUAUAUAUAUAUAUAUAUAUAUAUAUAUAUAUAAUGUAAAAUCUUUAUCUUUAUUGAAUAUGCAUCUCCCUAGUUUAAGUGUUAGUUGAUAUUUUUGGUUUCUGUUAUAUUUUUGUAAUUUUUUUACACGCACAUAUAUACAAAGCCUUACCUUUUGACCUUUUUACCUUCGGAAUUUCCUGUUGACAUCAUUUCCUGUUUUCUGGUUCCUGAUGGUGUGAACAGUGCUUCAUAAUUGUUGCACUUUUAGCUCUUUGCUGGAGGAAAUAAAUAAAAUAAAUAACAACAUUGAAACUUGGAGUUACUGCAGAUUCACCAGAAUAUAUAUAUAUAUAUAUAUAUAUAUAUAUAUAUAUAUAUAUAUAUAUAUAUAUAUAUACACACACACACACACACACACACACACACACUCCAAUUUGUGUAAAAAAAAAAGUCUAUUGAAUUGUUACAUAUUUUUUAGCUAUCGUAUUACAAUUAGUAAAUAAAUAAACCUGAUGUUAUAAAAUUUGACAUUGUAAAACAAUUUAAGGGGAAAAUAUUUGCAGGAUAAAAAAAGGAAAAUAAUAAUAAUAAAGUUAAUUGUCCUGUUUUCUUUACCUGCUGUUGUUAUUCCCUAAAUCUUUAUCACCUGUUUUUUUUUUCUUUUCAUAAUUAAGUAAAAAUAUCAGAACCUUUUGUAAAUUUUUAUUUUAAACAUGUUAAAGACUUUCUUUUUUUGUCGUCAUGUAUUUUUUUAACACACCAACACAAAUUCUGUUGAAUCUGAUUCAACUCCAUAUUAUCAUCACAGUUGGGGGUUAAUAAAGGAAAUAAAUAAUGAAAAACAUAAUUUUAGCCUUAGUAGCCAUGUGUCAUCGCUUCUUAUACCACCAUAUGGCGUUACAUUUUAGUGUGUAAAGAUGUGUGUGUGAGUGAGAUCCCCAAAGACCUGCUGAAUUUGUUGCACUAAAUCUGUUAUUUUCAUGUUCUGACUGAACGAGAGCGCGAGCGUUCCUCUGCACCACACAUCACUCACACCUGUAUAAAAACAUAGUCUUAGCUUAACAUCGCUUAGCGCUUACCUGAAAUGCUAAUCGUCCACUGAACUGUACAAAAUGGUUCCUUUGGAAAGCCAUGUCUGAGCAGCCGAUCUUCUCCUCCGCCGAGGAAACCCUUGUUGAGUCUCUGUUUCUGUAACUACACCUGUUCGAGUAAAAUAAAAUAAAUCAGCACUACA